Molecule: messenger RNA, 957 nt
Organism: Fonsecaea monophora
Lineage: Eukaryota; Fungi; Ascomycota; Eurotiomycetes; Chaetothyriales; Herpotrichiellaceae
Exons: 3
Coding region: 1-957 (318 amino acids)
Cellular component (GO): RNA polymerase II transcription regulator complex
Molecular function (GO): DNA-binding transcription activator activity, RNA polymerase II-specific; transcription cis-regulatory region binding
Source: RefSeq, a predicted model, not a curated record
AUGGAUUUCUCGUACUUCACUUCAGCCCCGCAACCGUAUCAGUUUUUUGGUUUGCCUCACACGCCCUCUACCACGCAAACGAGUCAUCUGGACGAGUUCAGAACCGCUCCUUCCACCGAUCAAUAUGACGCUGCCUUCGCGGCAUUUCAACAAAGCUUCCACUAUGACCCUGCUACUUUCCUCGCCCAACCUCAUCAAGCAUCCACCCAAUCCCCGUCGGUCCAAGGCCGCCAUGACUCGAUGGUAUCCAUGCCAGAGGUCGAUAUGUCCAGUCUCACUGCACCCGCAGCAGAUAUGACGCCCGAUGAACCGACAGUAGCAAGAAGUAGCAGCGAAGAGAAGGAUACCUUGACCCCUCAGCAGAGUCGCAGGAAGGCACAAAACAGAGCUGCCCAACGAGCGUUUCGAGAGCGAAAAGAGAAGCACGUGAAGGACCUCGAGGCCAAGCUGACAAGCCUGCAACAUCAGUCCAUGACCCUGAACGGCGAGAACGAGCGGCUGCGGCGCGAGCUCGCAAAAAUUGCAACCGAGAAUGAGAUUCUUCGUGCUACAUCUGGUGCGGCAUCGAAUGGUCCGACUCCCUUUAUGGAAGAGCCAGACGAGUUAGUAGGCCCGUUGGGGUACGUCCCCACUGAUCGACAUUUGAAAGACCGCUCGCCGGCUAGUUCCAGUGGUUCGUCCUUCGACAUCGGCUCCAAAUACGCGCACUUUGGCACCUUGAGAACCAUCACGGUGGACAACGACACUGGGGAACCCUUGCUCGGGGCUGGCGCUACAUGGGACUACAUACAAGCUCACGAACUCUUCCGCAAAGGGCUUGUUGAUGUUGGCGAUGUCUGUGAGCGUUUAAAAAAGAUGGCAAGAUGUGACGGCCAAGGGCCAAUCUUCCUCGAGAGUGACGUCCGGCAAGCGAUUGCUGAAAGUGCCGUUGCCGGAGGGCGUGACGAGCUGAUAUAA